AUGGAGUCUUCUGACCUGCGCGCAGCCUGCGAGGAUCCGGUCAUGUCAUCGGCCGCGGUAGCAGAUCAGGAGUCAGUGUUACACCUGCGGACACGCUCGUCUGGAUUGGAUCGGCGCAGGAUGAAGAGACGCCUCGGGCAGGUUCACGAGACGCUGCCAUCCCCAGACGACCGUCCCGGCCCGGUGCUCAACGCUUCGUACAUCUCCCUGCCAAACCUCGAUAGGCGGGGCUCACCACCCUCAAAGCUUAGGCGCGGUAGCUCGAGGUUGUGGUCAGUCGUACGAUCCUUUACGGGCAGCAGCAGCAGUCCAUCCAACACGGUGGUCAUUAAGCGUACUCCAGAGGUCACGCCUCCUCCGACCCCUGACGUGAAGGGCCAGUCUGUGCUUGUUGGUAGGGCAGUCAAGAGGAUGUCGUCGAACAUUUUUCGCAACCCCUUUGGUCCAACCGUGGUUCAUCGCAGCCAUCCCAAGGCCAGGCCUUCGCUCGCCGCUGCGCUGGGCGUAGCGCCGACAACUCCGGGGCCGGAAUCUCCGGCAUCCUCGGCGACCACCCAGUCCACGUCUUACAGCUUUCUCUCGACACCCACGGGCAACUCUACUGGCAAAACAUCUCUGGACUCCAAGGACUCCAAGGUGUCAUAUCGAGAGUAUGUGGAGAAGAAACCAGUCAAUGUCAAGCGCCGGGGUCCCGUCAUUCGCUCCAACCCCGAAGUCAAUCUCAAGCCCAUCGAAGAGACAGUCUUCGACGCGACUAAUCCGACGGUCAUUACUGUGGAACGUGCUGCUGCUGCCAAGAUCUUCUUGGAGACGCAUUUCAACGAGAUGCUCAGCCGUCCCUCGCCGAGGUCUCUGCGAAGACGAUAUAUGGAAGCCGGGCUCUACCGGGCCGAGAAUCUUUCGCCCCAGGAAAAGGAACAGUGCCGGGCGAUGUUCUAUCGCACAGAGACUGACCACUUGCGUGAGCGUCGAGUCAUGAAGGCGCGCAGCAUCCAAGCCCUGAACCUCAGCUCGGGGAACACGAAGUCGCAUUAG
Molecule: messenger RNA, 1035 nt
Organism: Thyridium curvatum
Lineage: Eukaryota; Fungi; Ascomycota; Sordariomycetes; Thyridiales; Thyridiaceae
Exons: 3
Coding region: 1-1035 (344 amino acids)
Source: RefSeq, a predicted model, not a curated record